UUUUCCAGUAUGUGUACGUUUGUGUGUGUGUGUGUGUGUGUGUGUGUGUAAAUUACUGCCAAGAAUAUCAUACGCAAUGUAUCACAUUUAACCCUUAUAGAAAUACCAUAUCUGUGCAGGCGCAAAGGGAGAGGAGGGCGCCCUCUGUUGAUGAAGACUGCAGCUUGAGAUGCAGCAGAAGCAGCAUCCGGUUAGGAGCCGCGGGGCCUGCGAUCUUUUUGGUUGUUGGCAUUCGGCGAGCCUCCAGAUGUAGUUGAAGGAGCAUCACGUUGCCCCCACUGGUCCACAUACCCCCACACUGCAUGGCUUCACUUGCUGGUGUCUCACACCGUGUCUCCAUAAGUCCCGACCUGCACACCCUCAUGCUGGGGUCUCAGGCCUCUCACAGACUGACCAAUGACUGCCUGGAUCGUUCUGCCUGUCAGCCUGUCUGCCUUUUCCAUCACAGGGAUAUGGAUUGUUUACGCCAUGGCAGUAAUGAACCACCAUGUCUGUCCUGUUGAGAACUGGUCAUACAAUUUGACAUGUACAGAGGAAACGGCUAAGAGGGGCUUCCCAAAGACCUGCUGCACUCUUCAAGACAUCCCCCUCAUUAGUAAAUGUGGUUGCUAUCCACCAGAGAGCUGUCUCUUCAGUUUGAUAGGCAAUGUUGGGGCCUUUAUGGUGGUUAUGGUGUGCAUGUUGCGUUAUGCUCAAGUGAUUGAACAUAGCCAUCAUUGCUGGACCAACACAAGUUCUUUGGUGUCCGGCUGCAUUAAUGCCCUGGGUUUAGUCAUGGUUGGCAACUUUCAGGUUGAUCAUGCCAAGACACUUCAUUAUGUGGGAGCUGGUGUAGCUUUCCCUGCCGGCUUGUUGUUUGUGUGUCUGCAGUGCGUUUUGACGUACCGUAUAGCAGAGACAGCGCUGGAUUACUGGAUGGCUCAUGUGCGUGUGGCUCUCUCAGCUGGAGCUCUGAUAUCGCUUGUCCUCAGUGGUAUCUUCUUCGUCCAUGAGAGUUUUGUAUUGCAGCACGCCGCAGCCAUCUGUGAAUGGGUCUUCACGGUGCUGGUCCUGGUGUACUACGGCACCUUCACCUAUGAGUUUGGCACUGUCAACAGUGACACCAUCAUGGCGGCCUUAAUGAAACGCAGUCAACAUCACCAUCCGGGGUCAGCGAUCAUCAUGGGGGGUAUCGGGAAGGGUGUUGCAAUGGGAUGUGGUGCCCGCAGUCUAAAGUCACCUGGUGGCAGCAGCACUUCCACACACCUCAACUGUACACCAGAAAGCAUCGCCAUGCUUUAGGGGUUAACCGCUAUGAUAUUCUCUCAGACCUCAGCGUAUAGACUCAGAACUCUUCUUCUGGAUCACAGAUUUGUGAAAAACUGGUGCAAGCAAUACAGAAUUACAGUAAGUUUACAGACUUGCUGAUUAUAAUCCAACAGUAAUGACCAGUUGGUCAUAACUAAGGUAUUUUGCAUGAUAUUUUGCAUUCAUUUUUAAGAUAACUCAAAGUACAGCCCCAGUAACCAGCACAGGCAAUUCUUUCCCAUGGUUCAUGGGGCCUCUGAUGGAAGUGUUUCGAUUUACUCUGUUAAAUCUGCAAUAACUCAUGUCUAAAGGUGCAUUCACACUGACAGCGAUUAAAUUGUUUAGGGUCAACGAGUUGACUGUUGGUGGCUAGUAGUAUUUCUGCAUCAGGAAAUCUUAUGGAAUACUGCAGGGAUGACAUAUUUUUGUAGGCCAAAACUUGGAAAUGAGUUAGCAUUUUAGCACUUCCGGUUCCAAUGUCCUGAAAGUCAAUUGGGUUUUUGCCUAAAUUCCUGAAAAAGGGUCUGUGGUUAACUCAAGAUACUUUCAUGUUUUCCCCCUGAGAUUUUUUUUUUUUUUUUUUUAAAGCUUUUACUUGUCUUGAAAAAGGCAGCUGCUAAUAAGUGGCUAAAUGACACUACAGAGGUUGUCGGAGAGAUUAAACAUCACACUGAACGGGUAAACUUAUACUCACUAGGCCGCUUUUUCAGCCUCGUUGUGUUUGUAAUUACGCUCUUGCAAACUAUUCUAAAUCAAAAUUUCAGGGAAAAUGUUUUUAUUUAUUUUUUAUGAAGACUUUGUCUAAAGUUGUCGUAAGCUUAGUGAUGGUGAUUUUGGUAAGUCGUGACAGUGGUGUAGUUUGCUUAGCGUCUGUUUAGCUUUUUACUUCUGCUUUUAGCCUUUUAUUUAGGCUUCAAAUUUCAUAAAAGUUGUUAAUUAUUUUUGUUGGACACAGAGUUUAUUUUCUGCAAUACUCCAAAAGCCAAUGAAAAAAAAAUCUAUUGGGUUUUUAUGGAGGGAACCAGGGUGAUGCUAACUACUUCAAAAAUAUGCCAUCACUGCAGCACUCUAUUGGUAGUCGGUGCAUUGUAUCUCUGCCUUUGCAUGAAGUUACGAAAAUCUAAUGCAAUUUGUUGCAGCGGUCUCCGACACUCAUGUCGCCCUAAAUCUCCAACUCUCAUUGAAAAUCAGUGACUUUGGUCACUUUGUCUUUGUCAGUGUUAAUCUGUUACAGAACUGCCAGCAAUACCAAGACACUCGUCUACUCAGAGAAGAUAAUUGGCUAAACCCAUAAAACCUUUCGUAACCCCUUUUAAUCUGUAGAAACUGUGAUUACACAACAGGUCAAGCCAUCACUGUAGCAGUGGAGAUGUUAAGUCAGUCGCACCAGCCAUUGCUGUCAAUAGUUGGGUUACAAUGAGGUUUAGGAACUUCAGUCUUCAGUUUAUGUAUUCAUUCCAAGUGCUCACAGCUUCGUUUGAUCUGUGGCACGGUAUUGGCAUGACAUCAGGUGCUGUGGGCCUUCUGUCCUAUAGCUCUGGAUACAUUGUGGCUGUAUUGAAUAAGAUUUAUGUGCAUCUCUGUGCAACCUUUCAAACGUUUUGGUGCUUUUGCCAAGUUUUUUCAUCACUUGAUCCAAAAACUGCCUACAUUGAUCAAUCCCAGGUAUCUUGCGAACAAAUUCUUAAAACUUCAGGAUCACAAAAAACAAGACUUUGUCUAUAAUUCUGUUGUUUUAUUUUAAGCACAGUCAUUUUUAGAUUAUAUUUCACUUUUAAAAAUAUAAGGCGAUAUUAAUCAGUUUUCCAAGAGAUUCAUCUUGAUCUUGAUCCCUUUUAUAAAAACUAUGCUUCUGUAUGAUUAAUUGAAAAUACCAUAUUUCAUUGCUUUUGCGAACAAACGCAAAGUUUCUUCGAGGAAACCAAUACAUUUGCAAGAGAACUUUAAAUGUUUGUGAGUUCAACACCACUUUUCAACAGAUCUUUUUUGUGUUCCAACAAGAAACUUUGUAUUCACUCACAAAACUUUUGUGUUCUCUUUCACAUGUUUUGCAUUUGUUCAAAAAACUGGUGAAAACUGUUUGAAUGCUUUUGUGAGCAAAUGCAAAGUUUCUCAGGGUAACGCAAUACUUUUGCAAGAGAAUGCAAGUUUUGCAAGCAAACACAAAGUUUCUCUGGGAAACACAAUUUUUUAUUCCCCCCCGAGAAACGCAUUUGGAAAAGCAUUGAAAUAAGUUUUUUUUUUUUUUUUCUCUCCAUCACCAGUUUCCCAGGUAAACACAAAACUUUUGCAAGAAAAUGCAUUGCAUUCCCACAAGAAUCUUUGCAUUCACUCGCAAAACUUAACUGGAACUGGUGAUGGAGGGGAAAAAAAGUGCUUUUGCAAGCAAAUGCAGAGUUUCUCCGGGAAACACAAUUUUGCAAGAGAACACAAACCUUUUGUGAGCAAACCCAAAGUUUCUAAGGAGAAUACAAAAAGUUUUGUGUUCCUGAGAAACUUUGUUCGCAAACAUUCUGCGUUCGCUUGUAGAAGUAUUGCAAGCUAAGUUUGAGGGAAAUUUAUUUUUCUUUCUUUUCUCAUAAUUUUUCCAUCACUUUGUCCUCUUAGGGAAUCAAUAGAACAUUUUGGACUUGAGAAAUAUAUCCAUUUCAAAACAGGAAAUGCUUUUGCUACAGAAAAUGCAGGCAAGCUUUUAUAUCUGCAUUUGAGAUGAAUGUUUAGAUGGUGAAGCAAACUAUUGGUGUAUAUUUGGUGCUGUUGACUGCUGAUGUGAGUCUCUCAGCAGUCAAACUAUAUUAUUUUUUUUCUCUUUUCAGGUGGAUUUGGAGAUAGUUUUGUGUAAUUAUUUCUCCAACAUGCCUAGUUCCUGUCACUUUGAUAUUAAUCUAGCAUCAAGACAGAAUCAGAGGUCUUAUCCAGUUUUUUUUAGUGUUUUGUUUUAAAAUAUUACUAUUUGUAAAUGAUGUGCAUUUGUUACGCAGAGCUGCUUGUAAGUGAAUGCCUUUAGCUGAGCAUAAUAUUGCAUAGAAUAUCAGUACUGCGAUUGAGACUGGGGUCUAGUCAGUAAUUAUGAAAUGAAGAAAGCUUCCUAAUCAGCAUCAUACCAUUGUUAACACCUCAGUUCCUACACGUCAUUUUGUAAUAUAUAGAAUACUUCAAAAGAAAUUCUUAUAAUGUAUUGGAAACGAUGUAGUGCAGUAAAGGGGAAACCUAAGUAUUUUUUUUUUUUUAUUAUUAUUUAGUGGACCCGAAAUGUGAAAUCCUCCAUAAUAAGCUGUAUUUUGACUACACAGUAUUUUAGUUUUUUGCUCAUAUUUUAGUAUAUUGCUCAUUUGAAAGCAAUACGUUAUAUUGAGAAUUAUUAUAAAAACCAAUGACAGUU
Messenger RNA from Ctenopharyngodon idella (grass carp), 4669 nucleotides. It is a transcript of the gene tmem150ab, whose product is annotated as transmembrane protein 150Ab. The transcript is spliced from 8 exons. The record is from RefSeq and is a predicted model, not a curated record. The coding region runs from base 397 to 1281 and encodes 294 amino acids. Gene Ontology annotation, biological process: protein localization to plasma membrane. Lineage: Eukaryota; Metazoa; Chordata; Actinopteri; Cypriniformes; Xenocyprididae.